UGGAGACUGAUAAUCAAGUCAAUCAUGAAUUCACAUGUCUUGUCCUCUUGAGCUAUAUUCACCGAUUAGGACCCAAUAGAUGCAUGAAUGUAGCCGUGUUUCAUCCAAUUGACUUAUAUAUUCCUGGUUUACCUCAUCAAAAGCCGCGCGAGCUCUUCCUCCAAUUCCGGCCAAAGGUAACUUAACUCAUGAUGGGCUGGCCAUAUGAGUUCCUCACUCUAACAGAUGAGGAAAAGCAUCAACGUCGUCUGAGCCUCGACUACUACGCAUAUAUAGCACACCUCUCUGCUUUCGUACCGGCGCUAUUAUUUCUCGUCAUUCGACUCAUCAAUCGUGUGCGCAAGGGCCGUAACAGCGGGUAUCUUCAAGUUCCAGGGUCACCAGGCGUCAAAGCGAAUCGACAGCGAUGGAUCUCUAGAGUUAUGGAGAAAGGACCCGUUGUGCAGUGGUGGCUAGGUGAGGACGUCGUAUUCAUGGGAAGGCAUUGGGGACAACGUGAUGAAUGGGUUUUGGGUACUGCUUGGACAGUUUGGUUGUUAGUUUUGAGCGUUCGUGGCACAGGAAAGGAUUAUCUUCAUCUCACAAAGCGAGUGGGCAUCGUUGCUACCUCUCAGAUGCCUAUUCAGUAUCUCCUCGCUCUCAAAGCGCUCAACCCUUACGCAUAUCUGCUUCACUCAUCUCACGAACAUCUCAAUCGAUAUCAUCGUGUCCUUGGUCGCAUUAUCUACUCCCUGCUCAUACUUCAUGCUAUCUUAUACAACAUCUUCUUCAUAGAGUCUGGAAUAUGGUUCAAACGCUUCUUCGCCCCGGUUGUAUUUGCAGGCGUUGCUGGUUUUACUGUUCUCCAUGUGCUUAACGGUACAGCAAUGGCUCGCGUUCGUCAAGCUUCAUACCGACUCUUCUUCAUCGUUCACCUCUUUGGAGCCUUUGCUAUCCCCCCCUUGAUCUACUAUCAUGCACCGUCCUCGCGAUUCUAUAUCGCCGAGGCCGUUGGCGUCUUCGUUCUUGACCUUGCCGCACGAAAGAUCACCACCAUCACAGCUCCCGCUGUCAUCGAAGCUAUCCCUGGCACAAGUCUCGUCAAAGUCUCUGCCAAGCUUCCAGCUCCAAAGAUUGCCAAGUACACCGCCCGCCCAGGAUCUCACAUCUAUCUCAACGUCCCUGCAGCUUCGCGACCAGGAAUUGGGCAAUUCUCAGCUCCUUAUCUCGUCUUUGAGUUUCUUUAUAACCCCUUCACUGUGGCAUCUACCAAUCAGGAGACGGGUGAGUUGACACUUGUCGCACGCACAAGAAAUGGCCCCAUGACGAACCGUCUGCACCAUCUGUCCUCGACUACCAACGCUGGAGGGUCGACUGAGAAGGUCGAACUUAAUAUUGAGGGUCCUUAUGGUGCCAUAGGGAAGACGUUCAACGACCUCAUCAAUUCAGGUAUCAACCGUAUACUCAUCGUGGCGGGUGGUGUGGGAGCAACCUUUGCUGUACCGCUCUACCACGCUGUUCUAGCUGAGAACUCAACCACAAAUGUCCAGCUCGUUUGGGCCAUUCGAAGUGCAGGCGACGCAACCUGGGCCGCCUCAACUCCUACUGGCAAGUCUCUUCUCGACGAUGAUCAAGUGCAGCUCUUCCUCACGGGAGACAUGGGUGUCGCCAAUGACAGCGAUAACGCAGCUGGCGUUGAAAUGAACAAUUUAUCUCAACAGAGCACUCGUCCGGUCGUUCGAAACAGCAAAAGGCCUGAUCUACAAAAGAUCGUUGACGAUACGUUCCAAAAGGGUCAGCAGGAUAGUGUGGCUAUUCUGGUCUGCGGUCCUGUUGAGAUGAGCCGAGAGCUACGCAAGAGUGUGACACCGUGGGUGAUGAAGGGACGCAGAGUCUGGUGGCACAAUGAAAGUUUUGGAUGGUAGGUGGAAAGACAAUGUAUGACGAGCACCAUGGCUGUUCUCUUUCAGCCUGAAGUAUGUUGGUUGAGAGUGAUUAGUUAGCAAAUAGAUCACAUAAAACAGCAGCGUCUUGGUUGUAAGCCUUGCAAAAUUCCACAACUUCCACAACCUAACUUAGAUCGCCAUGUCGAGCUAGAGGUAGCCGCUCCGCGACCCCUUGGUUGUCUUGACCGUGGUUGGUCUAAAAGCAUUGUGGCGUGUAGAAAACUGUAGAGACGGUUAUGCCUUACAGAGAAAACCUUCUACCGUUUGGGCCUGGUUCAAGAGGUCAGUCAUGCUCCCACGAACCUGGCAACUCCGGGAAACUCGAAAAGAAUAGGAAGCUGCUCCAAUAGUGAGCGCACUAUGAAUAUCUAAAGACCACGUUGGGUAUCUUAGGUUCAAACCCCCAGCCAUACCUCAUCCCAAAGCAAUUCGGUAUAGAAUGCACACCAAUACAACACCACCGUCAUUAUAGGCCAUACUAUCAUAUUCUAUGCUCGCGCGAGGUGCAGUCUUGUCCUUGCUAAACCAUCGUAAUAGCCAUCAAGAAUUUCGUCCAUCAACGCCUCACCCAUCUUCCGACCCUCACUAAUAACGCACCACACUCCGUUAUCUAACCCCAAGUAGGGAUGCCGUUAAGCCGGCAUGAAAUCUAGAGUAUGAAUAAACAACAAGAACAAGGCAAUAUCAGAAAUUCCAACGUCUAAAAGAAACCGCAACCUUUGCUGGUAUCAUAAGAGGGUGUCAUCAGCCACACCCAAUAUCUCAUCUUCAUCGAGAGCUCACAUAUUGUCGUUCAGUCUCACUGCCGGUAUCUAGCCAGCUGUGCCAUGAUAUUCUGAACUUGAACCGCUGCAUCUCCGUUCGACGGUGGCUGUGGUACAUGCCCGUAGGAAGCUCCAUAUGGGCCUGGAGGGUGCUGCUGUUGUUGAUGUUGCUGAGCUGCACCAUUCCCACCCAGACUUCCAAGUAGUGCCUGGAUGUCAGGUUGAGGUGCUCCAGCGGCAGCUGCACUUGUGCCACCUUGAGCAGGCGUUGGGUUUUGGACGCCCCCUUGAACUUGUGCGAGCAAUUGCUGAAGUGACACAGGGUCAAGCUGACCCAUCAUAUUCGCAAUGUCAGCGACGUUGACUGGAGGAGGCUGCUGUUGACCGUAUUGUGCGGGAGGGGGAGGGCCAGGGUAACUGGCUGCAGGCGCUUGAUACGGGGGCUGACCUCCAUAAGGAGCACUACCAUAGCCAUUUCCUCUGUAAGUUUGACCAUAGUUAGGAGGGCCUCCUGAUGCCUUGGCUUGAAGAAUAACCUUGGCUGCAGUAGCGGGGUCCAGGUUUUCGUACUGAUCAUAUCGAACAUUGUUGGAGCCAGCGGAGCGAUCAAAGGCCUGUACCGGAAUCUUGCCUGAGCUUUGCGCUCGAAUAUCGAGAUCAACAACGGCAUGAACACCUUCGGCCGCUUGCCGCUGAACUACCAUGUCCUUGGGAAUCCUAGGAUGCAGGAACAUAACCUCAGACCUAAGACCUUGGGACUUGAAAGCUUGCUCCACCCAGUUGACAAAGUCGCGAUUUACAUCUGGCUGAAGGAUGACCUGUACGUCAGGGACGUCAGCACCAUACCUCCGUGGGAGAUCAAGCUCAGCCUCAUGUCGAGGUCGCCCAUAAGGGCUCGGACUUCUUCGUCGAUAAUUGUUGUCCUUGCC
Molecule: messenger RNA, 3618 nt
Organism: Fusarium odoratissimum NRRL 54006
Lineage: Eukaryota; Fungi; Ascomycota; Sordariomycetes; Hypocreales; Nectriaceae
Exons: 2
Coding region: 189-1904 (571 amino acids)
Biological process (GO): iron ion transport; copper ion import; intracellular iron ion homeostasis
Cellular component (GO): plasma membrane
Molecular function (GO): ferric-chelate reductase activity
Source: RefSeq, a predicted model, not a curated record